Molecule: messenger RNA, 2855 nt
Organism: Lotus japonicus
Lineage: Eukaryota; Viridiplantae; Streptophyta; Magnoliopsida; Fabales; Fabaceae
Product: scarecrow-like protein 6
Exons: 2
Coding region: 354-2585 (743 amino acids)
Biological process (GO): regulation of DNA-templated transcription
Cellular component (GO): nucleus
Molecular function (GO): DNA-binding transcription factor activity; sequence-specific DNA binding
Source: RefSeq, a predicted model, not a curated record
UACACAGCAGAAGACACAAGGAGGACAAGGGUGCUCCACAAGCACAAGAGAAAAAGCAAACCCCAUUUAAAGCUUUUUUCCCCUUUGCUACUGUGCACAUCACAACAACAAAGAUGGGUUUGUGAAGUAUCCUAGAGAGAGAGAGAGAACAAAACAACAAGAAGGCAAAGAGGAAGAAGGAAAAACAGUAACAUGAUGCAGGAGGAGCAUGAACCAGGUGAGAGGUAUUUUGAGGUGUCUGUGCAUCAUCAUCAUCUGCUAUUUGAGCCCUUUGACUGAAACCCAUUUUGGGUUUGAGUUUGAGUUUGAGUUUGCACUUUCUUUCAACUUGCUUGUUGCUGUUGUUGAUUUAGAUGAAGGCCGUGCCCCUUCCCUUUCAGGAAUUUCGAGGGAAAGGGGUCUUAGAUUUUGCUGCUUCUGCUGGUGUUGGUGAUUCUUUGCAGCAAGAGCAGUUUCUGCAAAGGUGGAACACUCGCAGGGAAAACUGUUGCUAUGUGGGCUUUGAGCCCACCACCUACACAAACCCACCCACACCUUGCUCCACACUGUCUUCCUCACACGGCAGCACCGGUGGCGGUGGCUGCGGCUCCACCGAUAGCUCCACCGGCGCAGCAAAGGUCUCAGGCGAAAAGGGGAACAGCAACCACAACCCACCCCAAGCAGGGUUAGAAGUUGGCCAGGGAAGAUGUGGGAUGGGAAUGGAGGAUUGGGAGAGUGUGCUUUCUGAGUCACCGGGUCAAGAUCAUUCCAUUCUGAAAUUGAUUAUGGGGGACAUUGAGGACCCAUCUAUGGGAUUGACCAAGCUUUUGCAGGGGGGAAAUUGUUCUCAGGAUGUUGAAUUCAAUGGGGUUGGCAUGGGUUUUAGUUUUGUGGAUCAGAGUUCUGUGCUUGACCCUAUUUCUGGUGGGAACUUUGGGGGCAGCAUUGACCCUUCAUCUGGUCCUGGGAAUUGUUCUGAUUUCAAUUUCAAUACCCACAACAAUGUUAACUCUAAUGUUGCAAGAGCAGGUUCAGGUGUGAAUCCAAACCCUGUGUUCCCUGCUUCAGCUAGCAAUCUCUCACCGGUUUCCCUCCCUCCGGGUAUGUUUCAGCCACAGCAGCAGCAUCAUCAGCCGAUGGAGUCUCUUGAUGAGAAGCUGCAGCUUUUCAAUCCUCAGUUCAUUUUGAAUCAAAGCCAAGCACAGUUUAUGCCCAACCCAGGCUUGGGCUUUCCUUUGACAUAUUCCCAGCUGCAAGAACAUCAUCAGCUUCACCCACAGCAGCCUCCGGCGAAACGCCUCAACUCUGGCUCUGCUGGACUAAAUUAUCAGGUUCCGAGGACGCCCUUUUUCGAUUCUGGCCAAGAGAUGUUUCUUGGGAGACAGCAGCAGCAGCAGCAGCAACAGCAGCUCCAACUGCUUCCACACCAUCUGCAGCAGAGGCCAUCAUCCAUGGUGGUGGCACCGAAGCAGAAAAUGGUGAACACCGGUAACGGCGGCGAAGAUGUGGCAACACACCAGCUUCAACAGGCCAUUAUUGACCAACUCUUCAAGGCUGCUGAACUGUACGACGCCGGUAAUCCGGAACUCGCGCACGGGAUAUUGGCGCGGCUCAAUCACCAACUUUCUCCCAUUGGGAAGCCUUUUCAAAGGGCUGCUUUUUAUUUUAAGGAGGCAUUGCAAUUACUUCUCCACUCGAAUGGCAACAAAAAUCUGACCUUCUCACCUGCUGGCCUAUUGCUCAAGAUUGGCGCUUACAAAUCGUUCUCAGAAAUCUCACCGGUCCUGCAGUUUGCCAAUUUCACUUGUAACCAAGCACUGCUUGAAGCUGCUGAAGGGUUUGAUCGCAUUCACAUAAUAGAUUUUGAUAUUGGGUUUGGUGGGCAGUGGUCUUCUUUCAUGCAAGAGUUAGCACUCAGGAAUGGUGGUGCACCUGCACUCAAGAUCACUGCAUUUGUGUUACCCUCUCACCAUGAUGAAAUGGAGCUCAGUUUCACACAGGAUAAUUUGAAGCAAUAUGCUAGUGAAAUCAACAUGUCUGUUGAGCUUGAGAUUCUGACCCUCGAGUCAUUGAAUUCUGCUUCGUGGCCCCAGCCACUUCGUGAUAGCGAAGCUGUUGUGGUUAACUUACCUAUUGGCUCUUUCUCAAAUUGUCCCUCAUAUCUUCCUCUGGUUCUUCGCUUUGUGAAGCAGCUCAUGCCCAAAAUUGUGGUUACAUUGGAUAGAAGUUGUGAUCGAACUGAUGUACCAUUUCCUCAGCAUCUAAUUUUUGCACUCCAGUCUUAUUCGGGGCUGCUUGAGUCACUUGAUUCUGUUAAUGUUCACCCAGAUGUCCUUCAGAUGAUUGAAAAGUAUUAUGUUCAACCAGCAAUGGAGAAGCUUGUUUUGGGCCGUCAGCGUUUGCAGGAAACAACACUUCCUUGGAAAAAUAUGCUCUUGUCAUCUGGUUUCUCGGCCUUGCCAUUUAGUAACUUUACAGAGUCCCAAGCAGAGUGUUUGGUGCAGAGGACUCCGGUUAGGGGAUUUCAUGUGGAGAAGAGGCAGUCUUCCCUUGUUCUGUGCUGGCAAAGGAAGGAUCUCAUCUCCAUUUCAACUUGGAGAUGCUGAGGGGAGCCGUUUAGCGCCUUUGAACUGCCAAACUGUUUUUAAUUACAAAGGUGCUACAUAACUUACUGCUUCUAUUGGUUUUUCUUGAAUUUGCCUUGUCUAUGGUUCAAUGCUAAUUGUCAAUGUUUAGGAUUUGUGUUAUUUCCAGUGAAGGAAGUAAACAUAUUAAUUAGCAACUGAAUGGCAAUUUAUGAGCUCUCUUAUGUGUAGUGAUUUACUUUCAAUGUGUGCAUUCUAUUUAUGCAUUUUGUCCCCUUUUCAUUGGCUAAA